AUGGCAAGAUACUCUGCCUCUGCGGACGAGCGGGCAAUAGAACGUUGCUUGCGAGAGCUUCAUAAGAUUAAGUUACCGCAAGACAACAAAACCAGUGGUGGACUUGUGGUCAUCACGAUCACCAGCCCAAUCCGCAUUGGAAAAGGCAUAGAAAUGCAAAGAGGCACAAUGAUAGAGAAGAAGUCCAUGGGAGAUAGUACCCUUCAAGUAGCGAAUGAGGCUUUUCAAGCCCUGCAAAUGAGACACAGUCGAGCAAUGCAUGAAUUGCGAGAGCUUGUUAACCGCGAAGGAGAUGUCCGGGCUAGUGAGGCAGAGUUAUUGGAGGCCACCAACGAGUUGACGAAAGACAGUGGCAUCUAUGAAGGAAGAGCCAUCAGAGAGAACUAA
Molecule: messenger RNA, 387 nt
Organism: Prunus armeniaca (apricot)
Lineage: Eukaryota; Viridiplantae; Streptophyta; Magnoliopsida; Rosales; Rosaceae
Source: the annotation of a GenBank genome assembly